UUUUUUUAGAUGAUAAAAAAGCAUGCAAUACCAGGAGCUACUGAAGAUCAGAUCGUGAAAGCGGCCAUCGAAAGGCGAUACCAGUAAAUUGGUCUAAUACAGCAGAGAAGUAGAGUGCGGGUAGCAACUGUUGGACCGCCGGAGGAGCAUUUCCUCCCGACGACUGCGGAAGACGACCAAGUUAGAACGCCGACCUUCAAAUACCGUUUAUCUGCGGCGGCCUGAAGGCGGAGCCUGGAGGCCGCUUGGAGAAAUCCCCUUUGCGAUGCUGGCAGUGGAGGAUAGCGACGCCGGGGUGGCGCCUCUCUGCCACAACGCCGGAAACUAAAGAAAGUGGGCGACGCCGGAAUGUCAUAACCCCUUUGCGACGCUGACAGCAGAGGAUUGGGGCGCGGCGGUAUUUAUCUCCUCCCUGCAACAACGCGAACGGUGAAGGGGUCAAGCAUUUCUUGGGAAAUCUUCUUUUUUGUAUCUCCUUAGCCUUGAAGCAAGUGGGGCUUAGACAGGAGAGAGAGAGAGAGAGAGAGAGGGAGAGAGAGAGAGAGAGAGAGAGAGAGAGAGAGAGCUCUUCGAACGGAGAACGGCAGCAGACCCCUGCAACUGUCCAGUUUCUGAAGCAAGAAAAGGAAACACAGAAGAAGAAGCAGAUUCCUUUGGUUUUUCCAGUUGCUGGAUUUGGAGGCAGAAAGAUGAUGAUGUUGAGGCACCUUUGCAAGGCCACUCAGCACCGUUUUCAAUUUCUUCAUAACCCCAUGAAGCUUCAGAGAGGGGCAAUGCACAGCAGGAACAAACAAGCCAUGGAGUUUAUAGCCAGAGGAUGGAGCGCAUUGAAGGAAGUCGAUAGAGUCAUCGACUACGCCGACCUGAAUGACCGCCGCCUGAUUCCGCUUCUCUUGACUGCAAAGGAGAAUUUUGAGCUGGCUUUGGAGGCAGAUAAUUUGAAUACACAUGCUCGAUAUUGGCUAUCUAGAUUACACCUCAAGUACCAUGUUCCUGGUGCCUGUAAAGCCAUAGGUGCUGCUUUGCUUGUGGAAGCUGCAGACAUGGGUGAUGCUGAUGCACAGUAUGAGCUUGUUUGUCGCUUACGAGCAAAGCAUGACAUCAUUCGGGCAGAGCAACAAGCUUUCUGUUACCUGGAAAAGGCUGUUGAUCAGUUACAUCCAGGUGCCUUGUAUCUUCUAGGAAUUAUGCAUUUGACUGGCGAAUGGGUCAAGAAAGAUAUUGAUUUGGCUAUUUGGUGCUUCCAUAGAGCAUCAGAGAAGGGACAUGCUGGGGCUGCAAUAGCAUAUGGGUCACUUCUUCUAAAAGGUGCAAAGGUUCCUGAUUCGAUUAACAAACUCUCCCUAAAGAGGGUUGGCCCAAGCAAGAACACUAAGAUCGAUGAUGCUGAUCCUAUUGAACUGGCCAAGAGGCAGUUUGAGAUAGCUGCAAAAGCAGGAUGUGACCUUGGUUUGAUAUGGUUGCAACGUCUUUUAGAAACUGAGAAAGUACAAUCAGAUUGAUGUCUCAGCGCGUGCAAAACAACCAUUGUCUAAGUUAAGCUGUAAAUCAUGGAGAGAAGCUUAUGAGAGUAUGGCUGAAGUAUAAUUUUCUUUUUCUUUUUCUACCUUAUAUGAUUAAAUUUAAUGGUGCGACUUUCUUAUUUUAGGAUUAAUCAGUAUUCUUCCGAGCCUCAAAUCCAAUUUUCCAUUUAUUUACUUUUGUGAAGCUGGUGGCAGAUUUAGAUUCUUGGUUUCGAAGAAUCCUCAGUCUCCAUGUGAAUUCAUCCUGUCUUUGAGAAUGGGUUGGGCUGAGGCAACUGUUCCGUCCGUAUAUCUUAAUGAUCUUGAGAUUUUUUAAUAAUAUAGAUUAAUAAUACCUCUCUCUCU
Messenger RNA from Nymphaea colorata (pocket water lily), 1868 nucleotides. RefSeq lists its product as uncharacterized. The record is from RefSeq and is a predicted model, not a curated record. Lineage: Eukaryota; Viridiplantae; Streptophyta; Magnoliopsida; Nymphaeales; Nymphaeaceae. Bases 690 to 1502 code for a protein of 270 amino acids. Gene Ontology annotation, molecular function: protein binding. The transcript is spliced from 9 exons.